Mucor velutinosus is the source of this 405-nucleotide messenger RNA. RefSeq lists its product as uncharacterized. Gene Ontology annotation, molecular function: RNA binding. NCBI's taxonomy places the organism in Eukaryota, Fungi, Mucoromycota, Mucoromycetes, Mucorales, Mucoraceae. The transcript has 4 exons. Gene Ontology annotation, biological process: mRNA splicing, via spliceosome; nuclear-transcribed mRNA catabolic process. The coding region runs from base 1 to 405 and encodes 134 amino acids. The record is from RefSeq and is a predicted model, not a curated record. Gene Ontology annotation, cellular component: U12-type spliceosomal complex; spliceosomal tri-snRNP complex; catalytic step 2 spliceosome.
AUGUCUGAAAGAGGUGGUCGUGGUCAUUACAACAACAGAGGUGGAGAACGAGGAGGUCGUGGAGGAGGCAGAGGAGGAGGUAGUUCUAGAGGCGGUCGUGGUGGAUAUCACAAUCAACAAGACAAGCCCAAGAAGGAAUCCAUCUUUGACCCAAGCAAAUAUAUGGAUAAGAAAGUUCGUGUUCGAUUCAAUGGUGGCAGAGAAGUUGUUGGCACUUUGAAGGGCUAUGAUCCCCUAUUGAAUUUAGUCUUGGAUGACACAAUUGAAUAUCAAAAAGAUUUGGAGACUGGAUACAUUACCGAAAAGACAAGACAAUUGGGUUUAUCAGUACUCCGUGGAACAGCCAUUAUCCUUAUUUCACCCUUUGAUGGUAUGAAGGAAAUCGAUAACCCUUUUGCUGAAUAA